AUGUCCAACGAACCGUCUACAAGUGAAUCAAUUAUUACGUUGCCUGAUAUUAUUGUGAGUUAUUUGAAUAGGAUUAAAGACAAAUUCUGUUGCAGCUUGACGACGAAAAACCCUGCUCAUCUAGAUCUAAAAUACUACACCUCAAAAAAGACAAGAAUGUUCUCCCUGCAAAGUGCCAAAUCUGUCGGAAUCCGGCUGUCGUUUACCACUACGACGUGGCAUCUUGUAAUGGCUGCAAAGCGUUCUUUCGAAGGACUGUUAUUACUGGAAAGAUUAUAA
Messenger RNA from Caenorhabditis remanei, 279 nucleotides. RefSeq lists its product as uncharacterized. The transcript has 2 exons. The coding region runs from base 1 to 279 and encodes 92 amino acids. The record is from RefSeq and is a predicted model, not a curated record. NCBI's taxonomy places the organism in Eukaryota, Metazoa, Nematoda, Chromadorea, Rhabditida, Rhabditidae.